AUGAAGCGUCAGAACAUCCGAACGCUCUCGUUAAUUGUGUGCACUUUGACGUAUCUGCUCGUCGGAGCCGCCGUUUUUGAUGCGCUCGAGACGGAGAACGAGAUUUUGCAGGUUUGCAAUGCAAGAAGAAUUUUUAUCUUUUUUAGAAAAUUUUUUCAUGGAAUGUGAUCAACUGACGAAAUGUAUAGAAAAGUGAACUGUGCUCAUAGAAAAAUAAUUGUAAAUUUAGCUUUUCAUACAAAAAAGUUAGGGCUAACGGGGGAAGACGAAAGGACAUUUUUACGGAACAACUCACAUAACUUUUUUGUAUGAAACGCUAAAUUUACAAUUAUUUUUCUAUGAGCACAGUUCACUUUGCUCUUCAUUUUGUCAGUUGAUCACAUUCCAUGAAAAAAUGUUCUAAAAAAGAUACAAAUUCUUCCGUGUUCUUCUGUUCAGCUCUGGUUUUUCAUAGACCGUUUGUUAGGGCACGUACACUGUCCGAGUCCCAAAAAUUGUGGUCGUGGCCGAGAAAACCGCUGGGCUAUGGAAUCACAAUCCGCAGAAAUUAUUUGUUUCAAGAACUGUGUAAAACAGUAAAAAACCAGAGACAUUUCAGCGAAAACUCGUGGCAAAAGUGCGUGAAAAGCUGAAGACCAAGUACAAUAUGUCGAACGCGGACUACGAGAUUCUCGAGGUAUUGAUUCACACCCGUUUCGUCAAUUUUUUCAAUGUUUUCAAGGCGACAAUAGUGAAAAGUGUGCCGCACAAGGCCGGAUAUCAAUGGAAGUUCAGUGGCGCGUUCUAUUUCGCGACCACCGUUAUUACGACUAUCGGUGAGCUCUCGAACAUUUAUUUUCUAGAUUUUCCGGGUCUGUAGCGCGUUUUGAACCGAAAUUUCGUUCAGGUUACGGUCACAGUACCCCGAUGACGGACGCCGGAAAGAUUUUUUGCAUGCUCUAUGCGUUGGCCGGAAUUCCGCUGGGUCUCAUCAUGUUCCAGAGCAUUGGUGAGUGAUUCUGGGUUCGAUUUUGAUUGAAUGGAAAAAAAAGUGAACAUGUUCUAUUUCAUGGUGUCUUCUGAACAUUUUGAAGCAGUAAAUACAAUUAGUUUCAAUUGAAAACUUUGUCAAACUCUUGAUUUGACACCUAUGGUUGCGAAAAUCGCGUGUAACUUGAGAAUGAAACAUUUUGAAGAAAUGUUGUCAAUUGCAAAGUUGUAGAGCUUGAAAUUUGCAACAUUUUUUGUGUUGACAACUUGUUAAUAAAAUUACUGGUUCUCGAGAUAUAGACCUCAGAAUUUAAAACAAAAAAGUUGGUUUUUUUGAUACCUCAGAUCAGGUCCUAAAAGUGAUUAUACGGAGAAAUGAAGUACUACAAACGUGUGUAACUUUUCAUGUUCUAUCCAAAUACUUGAGAAAAAUUUGAUUUCAGGUGAACGCAUGAACACAUUCGCCGCCAAAUUGCUCCGAUUCGUGCGAAGAGCCGCCGGAAAGCAGCCAGUCGUCACUUCUUCCGAUCUCAUCGUAAUUUGCACCGGCUGGGGAGGACUUUUGAUUUUUGGAGGUUGGUUUUCGCAGAAACGUACAAUAUUUAUAGUCCAAGGCGUCCUAAACCAUCAAAAUGUUUUUUUUUUGAAACAUGCAUUUUUCAGGUGCCUUCGCCUUCUCUAGCUACGAAAAUUGGACGUACUUUGACGCGGUCUACUAUUGUUUUGUCACUCUGACCACUAUUGGUGAGUUACAAUAGAGGUACAAUAUCUCGGAGAAUUCUAGCCACUAGGCCAUCCGGACACCUUUCGGUUUUCGGCGCAUAACUCCGCGGGCGUUCGAGAUACGCGAAAACGUUCAACUGACAAAAUGUAGAGCAAGAAAUUCUCUAUCCGAAUAUGCUUACAGGAUUCGGCGACUACGUGGCCCUUCAGAAGCGCGGCUCGCUCCAGACACAACCCGAAUACGUCGUCUUCUCGCUCGUCUUCAUUCUGCUCGGACUGACCGUCAUUUCGGCCGCCAUGAACCUUCUCGUCUUGCGCUUUUUGACGAUGAACACUGAGGACGAGAGAAGAGACGAACAGUUCGUUGCCUUUUGUUUUCUUGAAAAUUUUUUGAAACCGGAUCAUUUUUGAUUAGUGACAUACUUAAAGUUUGCGAGUUACAGAAAGUUAUAUUUUUCAAAGUAAUGCGAAAAAUCCAAAACUUCCUAUUUUCAGUUUUACAAAAAGUGGCUGAAUUUCUGAAUUUUGCUGAAUUUUGAAAGUUUCAGAUUAUCGAUUUUUUCGUCGUCACGGCACAGAAAAAAUCAUAACUAUUUUUUAAAUAUUGCAAAUAAAUUUGUACAGUGAAAAAACGAUUGAAAAUUUAAGAAAUUUGCACGAAAACCGAAAAAAAUCGGAAGAAAGGGGAAUUUCAUCCGGGGACUAGUAAAAUCUAGGCCAGCUCUUCCAUUUCGCCGUGUUCUUCUCUCGGUACCAUUAACUUUUUUGAACAAAAUCUUAAAAAUCGGGGAAUUUUUUUCGUAAUUCGGGACUUUGGGAAAGUGAAUGCCCCACUUCGAAUUUUAUUUUAAAAAUAUGUUGUAUGUCACGUUGGACACCACCUUUAAUGCUCAAAUGCCAUCCUGCGUUUUAAUACGUUCAAGAAUCUAGAUUGAGGCAAUAAUAGGACUCUGAAACUGUAAUGAUUUUUCGCAAAAUUUUCAGAGAAGCGAUCCUGGCCGCUCAGGGACUGGUCCGAGUCGGAGACCCGACGAUCGACGACGAUUUCGGCGGCAGACUGCCGCUUUCCGAUAACGUUUCAGUGAGUUUUAACGAAACCCCUCUUUUUUCGAUACCCGAUGAUCGGAUCGGUCUGAAACUUGGACCCAACAUACUUGAAUUCAAGUCCAAGAAGUCUGCAAAGUUUCAUUUGAUUGCAGCUCGCUUCUUGCUCGUGCUAUCAACUUCCGGACGAGAAACUGCGUCAACGUCAUCGAAAAAACACUGAAAGUGCGCAUGGAGGACCGCCGACUUUUUCCGGAAUGACCACGAGGCCGAAAUUUUGA
Molecule: messenger RNA, 3017 nt
Organism: Caenorhabditis sp. 36 PRJEB53466
Lineage: Eukaryota; Metazoa; Nematoda; Chromadorea; Rhabditida; Rhabditidae
Source: the annotation of a GenBank genome assembly